Molecule: messenger RNA, 949 nt
Organism: Chondrus crispus (carragheen)
Lineage: Eukaryota; Rhodophyta; Florideophyceae; Gigartinales; Gigartinaceae
Exons: 4
Coding region: 1-687 (228 amino acids)
Source: RefSeq, a predicted model, not a curated record
AUGGCGGCGCUCUCUACUCGCGCGAGCAAAGAGUUCGGUCAGCCCGCUUUCACCCCACAUCGGCUGACAAGUGGGAUAUUGACGGAUGGCAGAUGCUUGCUUCAGAGGCCGAAGCUGCCCCUUUCGCCACGGCCAAGCCUGUCUACGAGCGCCUGGUGUCCCACUUCCCGCCGAUCGGCAAGUUCUGGAAAACCUACGCUGAACAUCUCAUCCGUGAGACCCCAGACGAUCACGACGGCGCCAAAGAGAUUUAUGAUAGAGCAGUUGCUGCUGCUCCAACGUCGAUUGAACUAUGGCGAAGUUACAUCAAUUUCACUUCGUCAUUGGCCAUCAAAGUUCCGGGAUCCAAGUUGGAGACUGAUGCUCUCGCUGUCUACGAAAGAGCGAUUGCUUCCGCUGGGCUUGAUCUCAGCGCCAAUCCGCUUUGGUCCCACUAUCUCGACUUCCUCAAGAAACAUGCUACUUUGUCCGACAGUCAUCGCCGUGAUGCGCUACGGCGAGUCUAUCAGAGAGCGGUCCGCAACCCAAUGCAGCACUUGGAUUCCUUCUGGAGAGAAUACAGCACAUUUGAACAUACGAGUAACACGAACAAAGAACUUGGGCGCGGUCUCAUCGCUGAAAGUCAGCCAAAGAAUAUUGAUGCAAGAGCAGAAUUUCGAGCACGUCGAAGUCGAAGGGAGGGUUUGACUCUUUCCGCCCUUCCAGUUAGUCCUCGGGGACGCGCGAAAGAGUCGAGUCAGGCUCAACAGUGGCGACGAUUUAUUGCCCAGGAAAGAACAAACCCGUGCAACUUAGUUGAAUCCGAGCUCAAUGGCCGAAUUGUCCAUGCAUUUGAGAGUGCACUGUGUCCGAUGUACAGGUACCCUGACUUUUGGAUGGAGUAUGUGUCUUAUGUAUACGGGAGCUUCGUUAAGGACGGUCAGCCAGCACCGACGAAGGCUGGGAACAA